Molecule: messenger RNA, 1203 nt
Organism: Sclerotinia borealis F-4128
Lineage: Eukaryota; Fungi; Ascomycota; Leotiomycetes; Helotiales; Sclerotiniaceae
Source: the annotation of a GenBank genome assembly
AUGUUCCCUGUGCACAAUUCUUCUUUCAAUGUGAUUAGUCUUAUCGACAAUAGAUAUUCUGGAAAAGUAUUCGCUGACCGAUCCUUUCUACAUCACCACAACAUCACGACUCAACCCUUACCCUAUCGCCGUGAACUCUGUCUUGCAGAUGAUAAAGUCGCAGACAUUAUCACCGACUACUUUGUAAUGGAUAUUGCAAUGGGUCUGCACAACGAAAUAUGGCUAUUUUUUGUUACAAAACUCUCUUCUGAUACACCUGUUAUUUUUGGGUUACCCUGGCUGCAAUGCCAUAACCCACAUAUUGACUGGACCAAUAUGACUCUGUCAUUCAGCUCACAAUACUGCUCUUCGCACUGCUGCCAUUGGGAUGCCAUACAACCAAUAUUAGCACCGACUGUUCUCUCGCUGGCACGAGCAGAAAAGCCCCUGCUCAACAGCACCGAAACAAAUUAUCGCUCGCCCUACGUUGAAGACACCCUAGACGAAGGAUACGAGUGCUCUUCCGAGACAGAAAAUGAUUUACCAAUCGAUAAGAAGCUGACGCCAGGAAUAGACCACUAUCAAACAAGAACAUGCACUAGCGGACCCACUGCAAGAGCAAGAAUGAUAUCUAACCGACAACCUUCGCAUCACGAAGCUGUCCAGAGAAUCGCAGGAAGCCGCCGCCCCCAACCAAAGCCCAGGAAAGAACCACUCUUACCACUUUCCGUUCCAAUACCAACCGAACUGCAAGAACUCGAGGGACCAGAUCUCACCGAUAUCCGUUGGCUCCGAGCCCCAAGCUUCGUCUCCUUCUGCCAUCAAGAUAAAAUCAGAUCGAUACCCAUGCCUUCGCUAUCCGAACGAGAUUUCUUCAAUAUCUUAUAUGGCAAAGGAAUAGUCUCAGAAGCAUUAGCCAAAGUUUCACCAGACCUUCACGACUUUGUUUAUGACUGCUAUCGACCAGUGCAUCUACGAAAGAUCUCGGCAGAGGAUGUUGAGAAAUUUCUUACUGCUAAACCUCCCCUCAGCAACAACGAAAUUCGAGAGAAGCUCCCGGACUGGCUCCAUGAUAAGCUGCCCGCUUUCCUACAACGCCACGCAGACAUGCUCCCACCGCGUCGAGCUUGGGAUGACAAAAUCGAACUGAUGCCAGGAAAAGAAUCCCCUUACUUUAAGAACCGUCCACUAUCACCCUUAGAACUUAAAGUAGUCCGCAAAUAG